AUGGAACCACAAAUUAUGCCAGUUCUCAAAGCUUCAGGGUACAUUCAAUCCAAGGCAGAUACAUCUCUCUUUACCAAAGGCACCAGAGAUGAUUUCACUUGCAUUCUUGUGUAUGUGGAUGAUCUGAUUUUAUCUGGCAACAACAUGCAUGAAAUCAAUCGGAUGAAAAAGGUGUUGGAUGAUGCAUUCAACAUCAAGGACAUAGGUAAACUUAAGUACUUUCUGGGUUUUGAAAUCGCACGGAGCAAAGAAGGAAUUGUCAUGAAUCAGCGAAAAUAUGCUACUGAUCUCCUCUAUGAAUUUGGAAUGACAAAUGCCAAGCCUGCGACUACGCCAAUGAACUACACAACUCCACUGUCCAAAUCUUCAGGCACCGCAUUAACUGACUUGACUCCUUACCGCAGGCUUGUUGGGAGGCCGCUGUACCUCACAAAUACAAGAUCAGAUAUUUCAUUCACCGUCAACAAGUUGAGCCAGUACUUGGACUGCGCUACAACAGAUCAUUUCAAAGCAGCCCUGCACAUCUUAAGAUAUAUAAAGUGUGCACCAGCCAGUGGAAUAAAGUUCUCUGCUGCCUCAUCUGAUUUGUCGCUCACAGGAUACUCAGAUUCCGACUGGAGGACAUGUCCAGACACAAGGAGAUCUGUAUCUAGAUUUUGUUUCUUUUUGGGUUCAUCUCUUGUGUCAUGGAAAAGUAGGAAACAAACUACAGUUGCUAGAUCAUCAGCAGAAGCGGAGUAUAGAGCUAUGACUUUGGCAACAUGUGAGGGAAGGUGGCUUAGCUACAUACUUCGAGACUUUCAUACCCCCAUUGAGCAAACCGAUCACUCUUUACUGCGACAACCAGUCCGCAAUGCAUAUAGUCGCCAACCCUAUAUUUCACGAAAGAACGAAGCAUAUCGAGAUAGACUGUCAUACGGUGAGAGAUAG
This is a messenger RNA of Arachis ipaensis, 930 nucleotides long. Lineage: Eukaryota; Viridiplantae; Streptophyta; Magnoliopsida; Fabales; Fabaceae. The record is from RefSeq and is a predicted model, not a curated record.